AUGAAAGUGGAUUGUCCUCUCACUCAUUUCCCCCACCAGACCAGUGCAGAUUUUUCCGAGUUUGCCGAACCUCCACAGGUUCGUCCUCGCCGAAACAAGGUUUCCUCGUUUCGGUUCCAGGAUGAGAAGAGGGCACGCCGCCCCACUCUCUUGAAUUCGAGCGGAAAGAGAAAUAUAUACGCAUUCACUACUAAUAGGCGCCUUUUUAGAGGCCUUCUGUGA
Molecule: messenger RNA, 222 nt
Organism: Toxoplasma gondii ME49
Lineage: Eukaryota; Apicomplexa; Conoidasida; Eucoccidiorida; Sarcocystidae
Exons: 2
Coding region: 1-222 (73 amino acids)
Source: RefSeq, a predicted model, not a curated record